AUACGUGCUGUUGGCGUAAGUGGUGCGGCGGGGGAGGAGAAAGAAAGAGGGAGAGAGAGAGCGAGAGGGAGAGAGAGGGAGAGAGAUCGAGAGAACAAGGAGGAGGGGGAAAAGGGGUUGUUAUUGCAUCUUCAGAGCUAAGCAUCACUGCUGAACAAUUAUGACACAGAAAUAUCAUAAAGACUGAACAUCGAAGAAAAUAAGCACUGCCAAAUUGCCUCAGAAUGGAUAUAUACUGACCAGAGUUUUUUUUUUUUUUUUAAAUCACAGGGAAAGGUUAAGUAGUCCCAUAUUGAUGAAUAGCGAAGAAAGAUGCAGUACAGCUAUAAGGAGUGAAACGAAAGCAGCGAUCUGGCAACAAUACAGAAUAUGGAUCAAAACAAAUUUAUACAGCUCAGAGGAAGCAGAGAAAGGGAAACAGACCUAAAAUGAUUUCCUGACAAAGCAACAGAGGAAUCAGCAGUAACGAUAAGACAACAAUUUGUGAAUUUGUACAAAAAGCGGCUGCUAGAUUGGAGAUACAAUGGAAAAUUUGAACAAGAUACAAUGGAGAAAUUAAUGUUUAUUUCAAGAGUACAGGGCAAGCUGAAGCUAUGGACAAACCACAAAGAAUCUGAUACAAAACAUGUUAUUCUGGCACAAGUGUGCCAGUGAUCUGUGAACUGAUUGUUCGGACCAUGCUCAUCAUUACUCGAAAGGAAGUAGAUGGGCAAUUGCCAAUAUUCAGAGACGAUGCCUGGACCAGGCAGUUAUGGCGUGUCUAACCCAGUGGACUCUACAAGCAUGUUUACGACCAGCAGAAUGCAUGCAACCCCAAUUCAGUUCUUCAACACUUCAGAAACAAACAAAAUCUUCUAUCUGACAAUUACAGAGGAAUCCAAGCUCACCAGUGUAUUUAUCAGCUCGAACUUUUUAAAAGGAGAUCGGUCGAACGAUGGACUACGGUGGGCAGCGCUACUAAUUUUACUAGUGAUCAUACCCACCAUUGGAGGCAAUAUUCUUGUUAUUUUAGCAGUUUCUCUCGAGAAGAAACUACAGAAUGCCACCAACUACUUCCUCAUGUCACUUGCAGUAGCGGACAUGUUGGUUGGACUUUUGGUGAUGCCUAUCGCUCUUCUAAACAUUCUGUUCAAUUCUGAGUGGCCGUUACCCUGCGAGAUAUGCCCCAUCUGGAUAUCCUUGGAUGUUCUUUUAUCCACAGCCUCAAUUAUGCAUCUUUGUGCAAUCUCUUUAGACCGUUACAUUGCUAUUAAAAAACCUAUUCAGCACAGUCGCUUCAACUCCAGGGCUAAAGUUCUCAUAAAGAUCACAAUAGUAUGGUUCAUCUCCAUCGGCAUUGCUAUUCCCAUCCCUAUCAAAGGCCUACAGGACGAAACAAAUACCUUUAUAAACAAAACUUGCUUACUUAAAAUUGACAUAUUUAAAGAUUUCAUGAUCUUUGGCUCAUUGACUGCAUUCUUCAUUCCUCUUGCCAUCAUGAUAGUUAUCUACUUCUUGACAAUUCAGGUGCUGAGAAAGAAAGCUUACCUGAUUAGGGCAAAACCACCUCAGCAGCUUAACUGGAAUACUGUCUCAACCGUUUUCCAGCAAGAUUUUACACCAAGCAAGUCUCCGGAGAAGGCUGCCAUGAUCAAUAGUUCACUAAAGAACAAGCCGUUUUCCUGCACACCCGAGAAUAUACCCAUCAGAAGACUCUCCAGUAUGGGUAAAAAGUCCAUGCAGAGCAUCAGCAACGAGCAACGAGCAUCUAAGGUUUUAGGAAUAGUUUUCUUCCUGUUUUUGGUGAUGUGGUGCCCAUUUUUUGUAACGAAUGUUACGUCUGCCAUCUGUACAAAUUGUGAUCAGAAACUCCUCGAAAACCUGAUGGAAGUUUUUGUUUGGGUGGGUUACAUCUCCUCAGGUGUCAAUCCACUUGUAUAUACUCUUUUCAACAAGACUUUUCGCAAGGCAUUCAGCCGGUAUAUUACAUGUGAAUAUAUAAGAAAAAAGGAUAUUAAAAUGCUUCGGAAGUAUUUCAGCCGGAUGUCAUUUCAAACAUCAAUGAAUGAAAACUCCAAACUAUUCAGUACAAAAAAUGGAAUCAAUCCAACUGAUGUUAGUCCCCUGCAGCUACGCUUGGGCCCUGUCCAAACCACAGUAAUGCUGGACACACUGUUACUCUCAGAUAAUGAGAUGGACAAAGCAGAAGAAGCAGUAAGCUAUGUAUAAAAUAGUAUUGACAUCCUGUAUAAAGUGGAAGCUAAUCAGUGUGCAGAUUCAACAUGUGCAACAUGCCAUGACCUAUUAAACUUUUCAAAAAGAUAUAUAUUUACAAUUUGUUAUCGUGAUCAGUGUGGUCAUUUUCUUAUAUUGUUACAAGGUUUACAGUACAUCAUUCCAGAUGUAACAUCAGAGUGAUUAUACAUACCCUCACUCUUUUGGUCAUUCCCCCUCCAAUCAAAUCCACUUGACAGAGAAAGUUACAUUUGAGAACCAUUAGGUUUACAAACUAUGUAACGACAAACACAUUUCAAUGUCUGAAUAAAGGCAGAAAACAAAGGCACAAAGAAAAAGGAAAUAUUAGGGAGCUUAAGGAAAGUUACAGCAGGAUCUUGAUUAGAUGGGCAAGUGGGCUAAGGGAUGGCUAUAAGAGUUAAAUGCAGAGAAGAUGCUGCAUUUUGGGAAGUCAAACAAGGGCAGGACGUUCAGUCAAUAUAUUGACUGGGGAGUGUUGUAGAGUAAAGGGAUCUAGGUGUAGAGGUACAUGGUUCCCCGAAAAAGGUCUUAUAGGUGGAAAAGGUGGUAAAGAAGGCUUUUGCUACAUUGACCUUCAUCAUCAGGAUAGUCAGUGCAAAAG
Molecule: messenger RNA, 2836 nt
Organism: Leucoraja erinaceus (little skate)
Lineage: Eukaryota; Metazoa; Chordata; Chondrichthyes; Rajiformes; Rajidae
Gene: htr2b
Product: 5-hydroxytryptamine (serotonin) receptor 2B, G protein-coupled
Exons: 4
Coding region: 706-2208 (500 amino acids)
Biological process (GO): regulation of behavior; heart development; vasoconstriction
Cellular component (GO): plasma membrane; dendrite
Molecular function (GO): G protein-coupled serotonin receptor activity; neurotransmitter receptor activity
Source: RefSeq, a predicted model, not a curated record